AAAAAUAAAAAUGAAAAAUGAAAAAUUCCUUGUUUUCUCAAAUCGUGGGAGCAGACUGAGGACUUUUCUCUCCAAGGUCCUCUCCGGACUUCAAAUCGGAACCUCAUGGCUCCUCGGAGGUUGGUGGUCCUCCUUCUAAUUUGCUCCGUCCUACUCAAUUUUUGUGGCGCGUUUGCUUCAACCGCCGAUGAUCAACGCCGUCCGAUGAUCCUUCCUCUCCAUCUCUCCUCCCCCGACGACGCUCGCCACCACCGGCGAGCCUUCGACGGUCGGCGUCUCCAGAGAUCGGAGCCGAACGCGCACAUGAGGCUCCACGAUGAUCUCCUUACCAACGGGUACUACACGACGCGGCUGUGGAUUGGGACACCGCCUCAGAUGUUCGCUCUGAUUGUGGAUACGGGGAGUACUGUCACUUAUGUGCCUUGCUCUGACUGUGAAGCCUGCGGUAACCAUCAGGACCCUAGGUUUCAACCCGAUUUAUCUAGCACGUACCAACCUGUAAAGUGUAAUAUCAAUUGCAACUGUGACGAUAAAGGAAACCAAUGCACUUAUGAGAGGCGCUAUGCUGAGCAGAGCUCCAGCAGUGGUGUGCUUGGUGAGGAUGUCAUUUCUUUUGGCAAUGAGAGUGCACUUGUGCCCCAGCGUGCUGUUUUUGGUUGCGAGAAUAUUGAAACCGGUGAUCUUUACAGCCAACGUGCCGACGGCAUAAUGGGUUUGGGUCGUGGUCAGCUUAGCGUCAUGGACCAGCUUGUUGAUAAGGGUGUUAUUAGUGAUUCAUUUUCAUUGUGUUAUGGAGGAAUGGGUGUAGGUGGGGGUGCUAUGGUUCUAGGUGGGAUUAAAUCCCCCCCGGAUAUGGUGUUUACCCAUUCUGAUCCCUUUCGCAGUCCAUAUUACAAUAUUGAACUGAAGGAGAUACAUGUGGCUGGAAAGGCUUUGAAGUUAAACCCGAAGGUGUUUGAUGAAAAGCAUGGAACUGUCUUGGAUAGUGGAACGACAUAUGCAUACUUUCCAAAGGAUGCUUUUAUUGCAUUUAAGGAUGCUAUUAUGAAGGAAACUCAUUUCCUCAAACAAGUCCAUGGUCCUGACCCAAAUUAUAAAGAUAUCUGUUUUUCAGGUGCUGGAAGGGAUGUCACCCAACUAUCAAAAGUUUUUCCACAGGUUGAUAUGAUAUUCAGCAAGGGACAGAAGUUUUCACUGUCUCCCGAGAACUAUUUGUUUCCGCAUACGAAGGUUAGCGGGGCUUAUUGCCUGGGAAUUUUUGAAAAUGGGGAUUCAACCACUCUUUUAGGAGGAAUUCUUGUACGUAAUACCCUUGUGACAUACGAUCGAGCGGACAAUAAGAUUGGCUUUUGGAAAACCAAUUGUUCUGAACUAUGGAAGAGUUUAAAUCAUGAGAAUGCUCAGGCCCCAUCUUCUAACGACGGGAAUAUGAGUGGAGGGAUUGCUCCUGACAUCGCCCCAGCUGGAUUGCCUCAAACUGAUCUUCCAGGUGAACUUCAAAUAGGGCAGAUAAGUUUCGAUAUGAUGCUCAACAUCAGCAACUCUAUGAAACCCAACUUCACAGAACUCGCAGAGUCUAUUGCCCAUGAGCUGGAAGUCGAUAUUUCUCAGGUUCACUUGAGGAACUACACUAUUUCAGGAAAUGAUUUACUCAUUAAGUGGACUAUCGUACCUGAUGAAUCUGCCAAUAGCUUUACUACUACCAAAGCAAUGAACAUAAUUCGGCGCUUAAGGGAACAUCAGAUGCAGCUUCCCCAUAAAUUUGGGAGUUAUCAGCUGGUCAAAUUGAAAGUUGAACCUCAAAUAAAGCGGUCAUGGUGGGAGCAACAUUCUUGGAUGGUGGCAGUUGGAGUUUCAGUUGCCUCGGUUCUUGGACUAUUAGCAUUAGGGACAUGGUUGGUUUGGAGAUACAGAUCGCGACAGGGCAUGACUUAUGAGCCUGUUGAUGGCGUUGUUGGUGCGGUUGUUGCAGAGCAAGAACUUCAGCCCCUUAAAUGAAACUCUUUAUUUUGGGGAGCAGUUAGAAUUUCUCUGCGGAGAUACUGCUUUAGAGUCGUAGACUUAGCUUUGGAACUGUACAUAUGGGUGCAGUGAAGCUGAUGGGGAGAUUAAAUGCACAAUCCCUCGGUGACUCAUUAACUGUACAUUCAGUGUACAGUAUAGGAAAGUGGAAAGGCGAAUAGGUAACAUAAUACAGAUGAUCCUUGAUUCUGUCA
This is a messenger RNA of Rosa chinensis, 2216 nucleotides long. RefSeq names its product aspartic proteinase 39. NCBI's taxonomy places the organism in Eukaryota, Viridiplantae, Streptophyta, Magnoliopsida, Rosales, Rosaceae. Gene Ontology annotation, molecular function: aspartic-type endopeptidase activity. The transcript is spliced from 12 exons. Bases 106 to 1998 code for a protein of 630 amino acids. Gene Ontology annotation, biological process: proteolysis. The record is from RefSeq and is a predicted model, not a curated record.